Leptonychotes weddellii (Weddell seal) is the source of this 3153-nucleotide messenger RNA. RefSeq names its product amine oxidase [flavin-containing] A. The record is from RefSeq and is a predicted model, not a curated record. Gene Ontology annotation, molecular function: flavin adenine dinucleotide binding; primary methylamine oxidase activity. Lineage: Eukaryota; Metazoa; Chordata; Mammalia; Carnivora; Phocidae. Gene Ontology annotation, cellular component: mitochondrion.
GAGUGGCGGACUUCCAGUCCGUUUUCCAGCUUCCUGUCGAACGCGUCCAGAGCGGACCCCGGAUACGAGAAGAGCUCCGGCGCGCCCGCCCAACUCCUCUCCAGUCCUGGCCCGAGGACCAACACAGACUCUAGGAUUGGCCUCUGGGGCUUCGGCGCCCACGGCCUGAACCACCAGAUCCCCAUGUCUGCCACCGGCCUGAGCACCGCUGAUGGGGCCGCCGCAGCCUCCAACCCGGACGCAGGCCAUCCCCGGGUACCGAUACCAGGACCUGCCCCGCCCUCAGGCCCCCCUCUAGGGUCAAUACCUGAGUCCACCCCGCCCGCAGUGCUCGGCCAUCCCCGAGUAUCAGUACCAGGACCUCCUACAUCCACCAACUCUACCCGAGAGCCAGUGCAAGGUUCUGGCCCGCCCUUGACGGCCGGCUUCCUCAAGGUAUCGAUGCCAGCACCUCGUCCACCCAGUACCAAUCCCCAAGUGUCAGCAGACGGGAUCGCCCCGCCCUCAGUGAUCAGCUCCUCCUGGAGUUCGGUGCGAGGACCUCCCGCACCCAAUAACUCCCCCGUAGAGUCAUUGCAAGGGUCCUUGCAGUUCUCAGGACCCCGCUCCCCCCGACUAUCAGUGGACGGAUCUGUUGUGCUCUCGGACUCCUCCCGAGUGUCGAUGCAAGGGUCCGCCCCACCCUCAGUGCUCAACUCCCCCCGGAGUUCGCUGCCAGGAUUUGCCCCGAUCUGGGACUCCUCCCGAGUGUCGGUGCAAGGGUCCGCCCCGCCCUCAGAGCUCAGCUCCCUCCCGGCUUCGCAGCAGGGAUCGCCCCAGUUCUCGGAGUCCUCCCGAGCGUCGGUGCAAGGAUCCACCCCGCCCUCAGUGCCCGGCUUCCCCCGGGAUUCGGUACAAGGACCUCUCGCGCCCAGGAACAACCCCGGAGGGUCGGCACAAGGGUCCACCCAGCCCUCAGUGCCCGGCUCCCCCCGGGAUUCGGUACAAGAACCUCUUACGCCCAGGAACUCCUCCCGAGGGUCGGCACAAGGGUCCACCCAGCCCUCAGUGCCAGGUGCCCCCCGAACAUCCACGGAAGGAUCGGCUCCACCCUCGGACUCCCCUGGAGGAGUAGUACAAGGGGCCGCUCCGCCCUCAGUGCCGGGCUCUGCCCGGGUGUCAGUGGAAGAAUCGGCUCCGCCCCCGGACUCCCCCCGAGAGUGGGUAGAAGGGUCCGCCCCGCCCUUGUCCCGCUCCACUCCUCUACCUACGCCCCGGGAGAGUCGCAACCAGAGCAUGGCGAGUGGGGAGACGGCGAGCACCGCGGGCCACAUGUUCGACGUAGUCGUGAUAGGAGGCGGCAUCUCAGGAUUGUCUGCUGCCAAACUCUUAGCGGAACAUGAUGUUAAUGUUUUGGUUUUAGAAGCACGGGACAGAGUUGGAGGAAGAACAUACACCGUGAGGAAUGAACAUGUCGAUUACGUAGAUGUUGGCGGGGCUUAUGUGGGGCCAACCCAGAACAGAAUCUUACGGUUAUCUAAGGAGCUGGGUCUAGAGACUUACAAAGUGAACGUAAAUGAGCGUCUUGUUCAAUAUGUCAAGGGGAGAACUUAUCCAUUUCGGGGGGCCUUUCCGCCAGUAUGGAAUCCCAUUGCCUAUUUGGAUUACAACAAUUUGUGGCGGACAAUGGAUAACAUGGGGAAGGAGAUUCCAGCGGAUGCACCAUGGGAGGCCCCACAUGCUGAGGAAUGGGACAAGAUGACCAUGAAAGAUCUCAUUGAUAAAAUCUGCUGGACGAAGACCGCUAGGCAGUUUGCAUCGCUCUUUGUGAACAUCAACGUGACCUCUGAGCCCCACGAGGUGUCUGCGCUGUGGUUUUUGUGGUACGUGAAGCAGUGCGGAGGCACCACUCGGAUAUUCUCGGUCACCAAUGGGGGCCAGGAACGAAAAUUUGUGGGUGGAUCGGGUCAAGUGAGUGAACGGAUAAUGGACCACCUUGGGGACAGAGUGAAGCUGAGGUGCCCUGUCACCUAUGUGGACCAGUCGGGUGACAACAUCAUCAUCGAGACAUUGAAUCAUGAACUUUAUGAGUGCGGAUACGUAAUUAGUGCCAUCCCGCCAACCUUGACUGCCAAGAUCCACUUCCGACCAGAGCUCCCGUCAGAGAGAAACCAGUUAAUCCAGCGUCUUCCGAUGGGGGCUAUCAUUAAGUGCAUGAUGUAUUACAAGGAGGCCUUUUGGAAGAAGAAGGAUUACUGUGGCUGUAUGAUCAUUGAAGAUGAGGAAGCUCCAAUUUCAAUAACCCUGGAUGACACCAAGCCAGAUGGAUCGCUGCCCGCUAUCAUGGGCUUCAUACUUGCCCGAAAAGCUGACCGACUUGCCAAGCUCCAUAAGGAAAUAAGGAAGAAGAAGAUCUGUGAGCUCUAUGCCAAAGUGCUAGGAUCCCAAGAAGCUUUACAACCGGUGCAUUACGAAGAGAAGAACUGGUGCGAGGAGCAGUACUCCGGGGGCUGCUACACCGCCUACUUCCCCCCUGGGAUCAUGACUCAGUAUGGAAGGGUCAUUCGCCAGCCCGUUGACAGAAUUUACUUUGCUGGCACGGAGACAGCCACACACUGGAGCGGUUACAUGGAAGGGGCAGUAGAGGCCGGAGAACGGGCAGCUAGGGAGGUCUUGAAUGCUCUGGGGAAGGUGGCCAAGAAAGACAUAAGAGUUCAAGAACCGGAAUCAAAGGAUGUUCCAGCUAUGGAGAUCACCCACACCUUUUGGGAGAGGAACCUGCCUUCCGUGGCAGGCCUGCUGAAGAUCAUUGGAUUCUCCACAUCAGUCACUGUCCUGUGGAUUGCGGUGUGCAAAUUCAGGCUGCUGACACGAUCCUGAGGUUUCAGCCUCAUGCUUUCUGCCUACUCUUUCCCAGCACCAUCAAAAGCAAAAUGUUGGCAAAGGCUGUAUCAUUGGAUCAUCUUUAAAUGCACUGGUUUUCACCCAUAAGUUUAGUCUCAGUUGGUGUCAGAGUAAAAACAACCCAAAGAAUCACCUCAUUAAUUUCAAUAAGAUCAAGCUCCAUUGCGUUAUUUGCCUUGUGUAGACUAACUUGUGCUGACUGGUAGAAUAAAACCUUGUGAUCAACUCCUUAAUUUCAAGAUGUCUAAUUGAAGUGCUGGUCAGAAACAA